AUGGCUUCAUUCCAUCAUUUACUACAACACGAGAAGCCGCGGUUUGAAUCUCCCGCCAAAGUGUUUGCCAAACUAAAAUCUAAAGUUCAGAGAGAAAGGUUGUACGCGACGGAUUCGCCGUGCAACGUCAGAGAGAAACAUGGACGAGAGUUCAGCCGAGAGGAGAACUUCCGCCUGGCCGAGGAGCUCAAGGAGAACCACACUCCCGGGUUCUUCCGCAGCGAAGUCCAAGCUCUGACCCUGUCGCCCAUUUCCACUCCUCAGAAAGACUUCGGCUACUCGGUAUCAAACGACGCGAUCCCUCAGGUGGCCGAGACGGGACACGCCUUUAUGUUCGGAAACCAACACACGCCGACAAAGAGGGGUUUCCUGGAGUCCACAGCGGUGUCUCCCUCCCUGCCCCGAGCAAAGACUCAGCCUCCGGUGGACCGCUGUGGGAGAGGUGUGUAUGAGGAGGACCCCCGCCGCAGUCUGGUGUCCCCUUCCGAUAUGUUUUCCCCCCAGGGGAAGAGGCUCAGGAAGAGGAAGUGGGAGCAGCAGGAGUUCAACAAGGUCAGCAGCAGAAAGGAGGUCGGUGCUGCUGUAAGGAGUCAGACAGACACUCACAGGGAGGACGAGGGGGACUUCCGAGGUUUCCCUGCUGAGGGGAACCAGGGGUCUCCUGCCCCCUUGUUCCCAGCGCCGAGACCCACCGCUAUGAAACGUGCCUGUGUUAUGAUGGAAAGCUAUCCUCCGAUGUCGCCGGCCAAGCAGUUUGCUUACAUGAAGGAGAGGGAAAACAAAAGGGAGCGUCGGAUGGUUCCUGAAGUCAGCAGCAGCACCAGGGAACUCUUCAGUACUCAUUUCGAUCAGGCCGGAGACUCUCCUCUCCACGCAUCUCACGAUAUGGAUGAAAUUGAGGACACUGUUUUUUCAAGGGUUCCAGAAAGUGCAGUUCCUGAUAGCUGCUCCAGAGACGAGUCUGCUGACAGCCAAUCAGAUCACACGGAGGAUGCCCCCAUCCCUGCCGCUAGGCCACAGCCAGUUUUGCUUGAAGACCCACUCGUACUUAAUUCGCCAAAGAUCUCCAUCCCUAAGAAAAACCAGGCUGUGUUCAAGUGCAACAAAGGGCCCCAGCGCACACAACUCCCUAAUAUGAGUAGAAACUUGUCUACAGAUAAAAACAAUCCUAACGAUAGUGUCGUUUAUCUUGAGAAAUGGUUCUUGAGGAAUAGUCAAAAGGGCCUGUUUCUUGAUGGUAUCCACACCAAGAACAACGUGCCAUGGAACAGUAACAUCAUUGACGACAGGGUUUCUAAUACUGUGGUGAAGACCGUCUCUGGUAGGGUUUAUGUUUUGGUUGGCAAGAUGAACUUCAUCGUCAACUCGGGGUUUCCCAAAUGGUUUAUGAAGAAGUUUGUUAAUGGUUUCCCUCCAAACUGGAAAUCGCUUUAUGAGAAGUCUCUGUCUGAAGAAGCGGAGAGGUCCAGUGAAGGGAAAUCCAUCAUGGCCAAUCCAAAAUCCGCUGCAUCCUCCAAUCAGUCUGCGAAGCGGAACAUACAAAAUAAUUUCAAGACACCUGCAUCCUGUCCUCCUGCCAUCUCCUCUUCCUCUUCUACCAGAACAUCUCAAAGUGGUCGGGUGAUAAAGCCACCUCUGGAGUAUUGGAAAGGAGGAAGAGUCAUUCUGGAUGCACACAUGAAUGUUACCAUUCAUGAAUGUUAUGAUACCUCCAUCUGCAUCCCUGAGGUUACUACAACAGUUUCUGUGAGGAAGUCACAGACGCCUGCCCGUGUGUUCCUGCCAAGCACUGAAGGCAAUACAAAUCUAAGUGAAACAUCCUGCGACGAAGAGGAUAGGGCACCAGCGAGGAAGGUCAAGGCUCCGCCCCGCAAAAGCCAACGAGCCAAGAAACCCAGUCAUCCAGCUGAACCUUCUGUGGAGGCAAGAAGCAAUCCUGAGGUGUGGACUGGCAGAAGAACGAGGUCUCAAAGCAGGAGUCCACCCAUGGACAAUACGGUGUACUUGGACAUUUUCCCUCAAAAGCAAAAUAAGCCUGAAAAGGCUACAACACUGAGGCCGAAAAAACAGACGCAUGAGACCAGCAGGCCGCCAGAGAGGAGGAGCAAACGUGAUCUUAAAGCGUCCCCCGAAUCUCCCACUGUUCAUGAAGAAACAUCCCAGCCACAGUUAUCAGGUGACGACUUUCCAACUAAGAGAAAUAAUGACGGGAAAGGAGUGUGCGUGAAGAGUGGAGGUAAAGGUCGCAACAAGUCGCAGCCAAGCCGAGGUUCUCAGUCACUUCACUCUUCAGAGUCUUCUGAGGAGAGCGGGAAGGAACGGAGAAAGAGAGGAACUGCAACAAAAACAACAAAAACAGCGCAGACUAAACCUAAACAGAGCAAAUGCACCACAAUCUCCCCGCCCACGAAGCCGAUGCCCAAGCCAACGCAUUCCGGCAGGAGGCACAAGACGAACAAAGGCAGCACCAGAGCUCCACCAGAGCAAGAUGAAGACGAGUGGACUGAGGCAGAGCUCAUGCAGCUGCAUGAGGCCGUGGCCUACUAUCCUAAGCACAUAACUGGUUUCUGGGAAAAGGUGUCAAAGGUGGUAGGAUCUCGUUCGUCAGAGGAGUGUCACAGCCAGCACACGUCUGAGGGAACAUCGCAGACGCCUGCCAAGAAGGACAAGAAACCCAGGAAGGAAAAAGUGAAAGUGCCGAAAGAUCCAGUUACAGACUGUCCCAUCAUUUCUGCUCGAGUUGGAACCUUGAGGAGAAAGCAGCAGGUGCGUCAGUUCAUGGAGGACAUGCCCACAGGGGACGUAGUGGACGUCUUCAGCUCCGCGUACAUGGCGAACAAACGCUAUGAGAUCCCCUCCAUGUGUCAGAGUGAGGAGCACGAGUUCACAAUGUCGGACAUGGAUCCCCUGACCCCCAAGUCAAGUGUUUACCCUCAAGUGAAAACCCCUAAGUGCCUGCACAUAGCAACUGACAUGAUCGGCUCUCCAGACAAGGACAAUGAUGACAAAUAUGUGUAUCAGUUCCAGAAGAGGAUGAAGAAAAAUCAGUUCAAUGUCUGCAACCAGGCUCAAUCUUCAAAGAAAUACACAUCCACGGCAUCAACGAGACCAGCAAUGAGACAAUGUGGUAACACAGAAAAUGACACCUUUGUCGUUUGGGAGAUGUUUCCAGAAAACAACGUGGCGGAGCCUGAAAGCGGUGAGGAAGAGGACUUUUAUUUCUCAGACAGCAACUGAUCGGAGUCGGAGCUGAUGCAUCAUAUCAUCAUAAAAGAUCUCACCAGUGGAUCAAAUGUGAACAAUGAAAACAGUUCCAGUUUCGCUCUUCUGUCUUUCACAUGAAACAAGUGUGAAUGUGUCUCUUUUAACAUGUAAACUAUACACUGUAAAUAUGUUGUUUUAACGUCUGAGCACCAACAGUCAGUGAAAUUAUUCCUUUAAUAAACAUUCUUAAAUUUUUAGCUUAUGGUUUAUUUGUGUAUAUUACACAUUGAGAAGAAAACAAUAGUUUGUGUAGGCGGUUCACAAUCUUUUCAGUUUGUGACCUCAAACAAAAAAAAUGGAUUUACUGUUCAAAUA
Molecule: messenger RNA, 3579 nt
Organism: Limanda limanda (common dab)
Lineage: Eukaryota; Metazoa; Chordata; Actinopteri; Pleuronectiformes; Pleuronectidae
Gene: mis18bp1
Product: MIS18 binding protein 1
Exons: 16
Coding region: 1-3237 (1078 amino acids)
Source: RefSeq, a predicted model, not a curated record